Molecule: messenger RNA, 8561 nt
Organism: Macrobrachium nipponense
Lineage: Eukaryota; Metazoa; Arthropoda; Malacostraca; Decapoda; Palaemonidae
Gene: IFT54
Product: TRAF3-interacting protein 1-like
Exons: 16
Coding region: 553-3072 (839 amino acids)
Biological process (GO): regulation of microtubule cytoskeleton organization; cilium assembly; intraciliary transport
Cellular component (GO): intraciliary transport particle B; axoneme; ciliary basal body
Molecular function (GO): microtubule binding
Source: RefSeq, a predicted model, not a curated record
GGAAUGUUCACUUCACUUAUGAAUACCAAAAACAACAAACACAUUUGACACAAGGAGCACCUGACGUCUGAUCUGGCGAUGCGUUUGAAACGUUACCGAAGAUAGUACUCGAUUUCAGCCAGAACAAAACCAGAUUUAUUAUAGGCAACCCAGGAAUUGUACGAACUGACAAAGGGGAAUGAGGAAAUAGACAGUCAUUCAACUGUAGACGAGACUAAAUGGGAAAUUGAGCGAGGUUGUUGCCGAAGACCUGACACGUUAUGACGACCGCUCAGAGUUUGUGAGAGGGAACUCGCUCGGCCUCCUGAGUAGGUAACCUCACCUAGGCCACACCAGACCAGAGGCUGCAGCAGCUGCAGGGCAGACUCACCAGGUCCAUCUUGUCGAAGGUGAAGCAGAAAUUCGUCUAAAGCUUCGUGACCGAAAGCGUAGCUUAUGUUGACCGUCAGGUGCACACAUGACGUCCCACUCAUUCUGUGUGAGGUCGACUUGAGAGGAACAAAUUGAUAGACUGAAUUACAUUGCCCAGCAUAUCAGUGAGAGAGAGAGAGUAUGACAGCAGCGGUUGAUCCAGCGCUCUUAAAGAAGACUCAAGAAGAACUUGGCAAAUAUGUCAAGAAGCCGCCUCUUACUGACAAACUACUAAGUAAACCACCAUUUAGAUUUCUUCAUGAUAUCAUUAAUGCCGUUAUAACUGGGACAGGAUUUCUUGAUGGACUUUUCACAGAUGACGAGCUUAGCUCACAGAAUAUCAAAGAUAAAGAGGCUAAAGUUGCUUUCUUACAAAAAUGUAUUGAUGCGACCAGCAUAGCUACUGGUGAGACAUUUUCUGUUCGACCAAGCAAAAUUGUUGCUGGACAAGAUGUGGAGAAAACUAAUGAGUGGCUUCAGGGUCUUGGGCGGGCCAUAUCUAAGAAGGUGGAUUCAUCAGAGGCAGUGCAGCAAGUCCUCAGUGGAGUUAAACCAGAGAAACCAAAAAAGUCAGAAAAAGAAAAGCAAGAAAAGAAACCUCGAGAGAAAAGUAGCAAAAAAGAAACCGAUAAACCUGAGAAGAAAGAUAAUGGGAAAAAAGAGGUAUCAACAAAAAAAGGCAGUACUAUCAAAAAUAAAGACACAAAAAAUGAAAUAGCACCAAAUAGUAAAAAUCCCAAUUCUAGGUCAGAGAACCCAAAACCAUCUAACAAUCGUAGUAAAGCUAAUGCUCCCCCAAUUGCUGCUAAAAAACAAAACACAACCAAAGAAAAAGACAAUUCUCUCGUGGAUAAAGCUGCCAGUAAGGCUCUUAAUGACAAGACUUCAGUUAAGGGUCCCAGUAAAAAAGACAAGAGCAAGGAUGAGAAAGAAAAGAAGAAAAGCAGCAGCAGUAAGAGUAAAAAAGACAGUAAAGAAGAUAAAAAAGACAGUAAAGAAGAGAAAGAAGACAAAGAGAAAGAUCGUAGGAAAUCAAAAAGUGAUCCCCCACCAACGAAACCAAAAUCCUCAAAGUCAAGAGCUGCAAGUCGCAUGAGCCAGGUAAAGGAAUCGGGGAAGGAAAAUUCACCACCAGAAGAGAUUAUUGAAAAUGAAGAAGUCAUUCCCAGUGGGGAAGGUGCAGUGGAUGAUGUGGAACCACCAAUGGAGUUGCAGCCAUCUAGACCUCCAAGUUCUAGAAAAGUUGAAAGUGAAGAUCAGCCAGAUGACAUAGAUGUUCCUGUAGAUGAAGGAAUAGGUGAUACUCAGGAAACUCCAAUAGAAGAACCAGAGGUUCCUCUUGAUUCAUCAGAUGAACCACAGGUUCCUCUUGAUUCCUUAGUGGUUGAUGAUGACAACAGUGAGAAAGGUCCACCUUCACUAACAGGUAUGGCAGGAGAAGAGAUGGAGAUUGUUGGGGCAUUGGAUGGAGAAACUCUACCACAGGAAACUGAUGAAAGAGAAAAUGAUAAUAAAACACCACUUAUUUCGUCACUUGUCAAUGAAAACAACAAUAUUGAUCCAGCCAUCCUGAAGGCCAUGGCCCCUAAUGGGCCUUCCCUUGAAGGAGAGGACCAUUUGGGACUGCCUUCAGCACUGGAAGCCCCUGACUCUGGUGUUGGUUCGUUAGAAUCUCCUAAACAUCCUCCUGAUCAGGAACAGCAAGAUUCUUCUGAAACUAAUGCUCCAACCCCAACCUCAGCAUCAAAAUCAGGACCACAACCUCUGAGAGCACUAGAGCAUUUUGGUGAAGAUCCUACUGCUCCAUCACCAUCCCAGUUUUCUGUAAAUGAUGUGGAGGAACAGCCAAACUAUCCUACAAGAGAGAAAAGUAGUCGUCCUAGGACUGGCAGGCGUUCAGCAAGACCUCCCAGUGCUCGACCAGCACCUCCAAAAGUCAGGGAGAGACGUGAAAUUCCAAAAGAAGAGUUGCCUAGGCCUUCUACAGGCAAACCUGUUGCAAAUGUUAUACUGUCUUCAGACAAAGCAGAUGGUGAUGAUGAUGAUGAUAACUUCAUGGUUGAAGAGACUAAGCCAGUUAUGGAAGAUGACUUGAGUGGUGUUGUUGCUUUAGAGGAAAAUGCCACUGCAGCAGGAGCAGCCGCAGCAUCCGUGAGAGAGGAUGGAGAAGGUGCUGGUCUUCUUGUAGCUCAAAUAUUGGAAACCAAAAAAGAGCUUGAAGAUGGUCGUCGUAGUGCUUUUUCUCCUGAAACUCCAGGUCAUAGGCGAGUUCAAAUUGAACAGUCAGAGUUGAGUGAUGCCAAUCGCCGGAAAGAGAGGGAAAUAAUUGAGAAGGAUGUUCAGAAGUUAAGCGGCUCCAUUCAGUCCAUUACAAGAUCUGUUAAUCCACUGGCCAAAAUGUUAGACUACUUACAAGAAGAUUUAGAUUCUAUGCAAAAGGAGCUAGAGAUGUGGAGAGACGAAAACAAGAAGUUAGCUCAGACUCUGAAAAGAGAGCAAAGCAUGACGGAACAAGAAUUGGAGCCACUUCGAUCUCAGUUAGCAGAGUUAGAAUCAGCUGUCCAAGAACAGAGAGAUAAACUUUCUGCUGUAAAAUCAAAUAUUUUGCGUAACAGUGAAAAAAUAUCUCGUUUGAUGGCUGGAAUAAAUCUGCAUAUGUAAGUUUUAUAUUUUUAUCGUGUAAAUAAUGUGCACUUAUUUAACUCAAGAAAUAGUAACUUAAGAUGCUUAGGAUCAUUGGAUGUAGAAAUGUAUUGUGACAUAUUACAUUCUUUAUUUCACCAUGAUAUUAUAAGGAAGAAAUUAUUUUGAUAUUAUAAGGAAGAAAUUAUUUCUGAAUUCUAUUAUGAAAAUUACAAAUUACAUAUAUAUUUGUGAAUAAUAGCAUAUACUGUAUGUGCAUAUUGAGUGUUUGAUGUAUAUAUGAAUAGCACUCCCAAAGGCCCACCCAGUAUGAAGUGGACAGGUAAUCUUUAUUCCAUUUUUAUUUAUGUUAACAUCAUACAUUUAUGGGAGGGAUUAAAAAUAUUUGUAUCAUGAUAUACAGUGCAAUAAAAAAUGGGCAUGAAACUUGCCAUAACUGUGAUGUCUUAAGUAUUGAUCAAAUAAAUUCAUACAUCCCCUAUCCACAGUCUGUAAGAGCAUUUUGAGAAAGACUGAUAAGAAAAGGUAGCAGGAAAGGAAGUGAAGGUUCAGUGACUAGAGUAAAUUUAGGAUGUGCAGACAUGCAGAUGAGUUUUUUUUACAUAAUCAGAAUAUGAGGAAAUGGUAAAAAGCUUAUUAGGUCGGAUAAAAAAUGAAAGGGACCCCAAAUGAUGGGGAAGGAACACUAGUAGGAAAAGAAGGCAUAAUUGCUGAAGGAAAACUUAAGAUGACCAGCAGGAGCAAAACACUGUGAAGACCAAAGCAAAUGAGUUAGAGAUUAUAAACUGUGUACAGUGUGCCAUGAGCAGCAUGCUGUAGAUAGUGCUAAAGGUUCUCUUUUUACCAGGUAUCCAGCCAAGCUUCCUUUACACCAUUUUCUUCAUAUUCAUUCCUUCAUCCUCUUCCUACCUAGCUGUACAACAUUUUUAAUUUUGUCUUGCUUCAGAUUUCACCUAUUUAAGAAAAAUUGCAUUUAAGUGAUAGCUACUUGUAUCAAACAAAGCCUAUUUGCAUUGUGAAUUUUGUCCAUUGAAAUUUUUUAUUAGUUAAUCUUUAAAACAUGUACAUUGGCAUUAUUAUAGUGUAUAGGAAGAUUUUCAAAAAAUACCCCUUUCUUGAAAAGUGGGAAUAAAGCAAAACUGUUCAUGGAUGCAGCAUGUAAAGGUUCCCUUCUAGCCAUGAUAACUAUGUCCAAGUUUUUUUUAUAUUUUUACCACCAUGUAUCCUCCUUUUUACUUAUUCAAUUCCUUUCUGCUAUAUUUCUUCAGUUAUAUUGUAAUUAAAUCAUUGUUAUAUAAGCAGAUAAAGUGUAAUAAGACUUGGGUGGCAACUUUAAAAGAAUUUCUUUAAGAUACAAAGUACAGUUUUAUCAGAAUGAUUUCUCUCAGAACAGUAGAUAUUAAUUAAGUAUGGUAUGUAAGUGUGACUUUGCAAUAUGUAUGUGUAUGUAAACAUACACUAUAUACCCGAUGUAUAUUGUAUAUUUAAUUGUCUGAUGUGAUUUAAUGAGGGUUUCAUUGCACAGGUGUUUUCAAGUGAGUUUUCUCCUUAAUUAUAUGCAACAGCAAAUGCAAUCCUUUGGUAAAAGUGGAAGAAAAAUCUUGAAUUUUGCUUUGUUUAGGGGGCAAUACUCAGCAAUGUAUAUGUUACUGAACAAAUUUCAAGACACACUGAAUUAAUAUUUUGCAUAAUAAAACUAUACAAACCUUCUUUGGCACUUUUGGCUUUCAUAUCCACAUAGUAGGUAAAUAAUUAUGUGACAGAUCAGACCAACUUUAUGGAUUAUAAAUGCUCAGUUUCAAAUCAAACAAAAAGGUUUAAGGUUUUGGUGCUAUCUGCUACUAUUUCAAAUCUACUUACUUUGUGGAAAUACUUACACCCAGCCUUAUAUGAAACUAAAGUUACUACCAAAAUAUAGGUAUUACAUGACAACCAAAACUGCAAACCAAGGCACUAAUUGGAUCUUUUGGUUAAUGCCAUGCACUCAUAAGAUUCCUAGCGUAUAUCAUGAGAUGGGGCAUCAAAGAGCAACUAUGCAUAUUUGAUUGUCAUGAAUCAGCCCUUAGCAUAGUUGCUCAAGAAUUACGUAUGGGUUUCUUACUCUUUACCCAAUCUUUUUUUCCAUUGUUUUCUGUCAGUGACUGAUCCUCAGUAAAUGAAGCUACAGUAGCACUGAAUGUUAUUGGGGUUAUGAACAUCGCAGUUGGGUGGCAUGCCCCCUCACCCAUAGAAUCUGAGUAGCUGCCAAAGUCAAAUGAGUUGAAAGACUAAUAUUAUUGAACAUGACCCUUAGUGUCGAAUGUGAUCUCAAUUGACUGAUAAUUGUUAAGGUACUAAGGGUCAAUUCUACUAUUUAUCCUCCAAAUUUUUGGAUUUGGUUUAUAAUUUUUUCCUUCAUGAUUACAAUGAAUAUUGUGGCAAUUUACUUACAACUGCAGAAUAUUCAGUCUAGAAAUGUAAAGAACAGUAAAAAGUCUUUAUUAAGUCAUAAAUGCAUGAAGUGUCUAUACAUAAUAGUUUAUAUUAUCUUUAUAAACUUAAAACAGUGAUGUAUAUAAUUAAUAAAAAUGUAAAAAAGUAAUAUGCUGUAAAGAUGAUGUACCAACACUGUGUGCAUAAAACCCUAUACUGUAAUUAUAUAAUACUUCUAUGAUUUAUGGACAGGUUUCUCACAUUUAUCAUAAAAUUAAGCAUAUUAAAGAUGUUGUACUAACAUUAUGCUGCUACUAUUUAUGAAGUUACUAUGGUACCUUGACCUAUGAAUUUAAUUCGUUCUGUGGCAGAGCUCGUAGCUCAAUUUGCUCACACAUGAAAUAAAUUUUCCCCACUGAAAAUACUUAAAAUGCCUUUAAUCUCUUUCAACCCUCAAAAUGCCACCCCAUAUUGUUUUGUUUCAUGUUAUUCAAUAAGGAAAAUACAUUUCUAAACAACUAAUAUUGUAUUAAAAGAUAAUAGAAAGAGUAUGUAAAGACAUAAUAAGGUUUUAUACAGUGUACUUACCUUGGAGAUAAAAUGACUUGAGCUAAUGAAGAUGCUAGCAGAGGUGGAGGGUAGAGGAGAUAGACAGAGGAGGAUGGAAGACUGGUUUUUUGCUAUCACUACUGUACACUAUGUAUUCCUAAACUUAAUUGCUACUUUACAGUUGCUUUUUAUUAUUAUUAUUAUUUUGAUUUUUUACUUUUUCUCCGUUGCUUAUCUUAAUUUUUGUCAUCUAGCAGUGCCGUCCGUCUCAAGCUUGUACCUCAAUUUUUUGUGUACGUAACAAAGCAAAAAAUCGAUCAAGUGGCGACUCUUACCUCGGAAAAGUCGUACAUUAAUUCACUAGUAGGUCAAGGUACUACUGCACGUAAACAAAAAAGUUUACUCUGACUGCAUAGCCCAAAACAAACGGUAAUUUCCACAACUGAACUGAACCCCUCCUCUCCCCUCCCUCUCUCUCUACUAUUUUUAAACUGUUUACUACUAAUGCAGUUAUUUUAAUUCUGUUAGACAUUUUACUUCAUUAUUGUGACAUCUGGCAAGUUGAAUGAAAAUUUUCUCUUCUUUAUACCGUUCAAAAUACUACUGAGGCUACAUGAAUUUACAUCUUUCUUUCUCACACUGUAUUAACAUUCAUUUCUAAUGUACAUAAUAUGUUUGAAUUUGAUAAAUGUCUUAGAUCUGUACUUUAUUGUCCUAAUUAACUGUAUGCCUAUUAAUAAUGCAGAUAUGUAAACAGCAAUGAAAAAAGACAAGAUAGUUGUCAGCAAAAUCAGAAAUGACAUCUAAGAAGGCAAUAGCUACAGUGUGAAGCAAAUUUGUGUGUAAAAUUUUGAAAGUAAUAUUUGUUAUUUUUAGCAUUCUUAUCUAUGUACUUUCCAUACUUAUAGAUACAAUAGUAAUAUGUAAGUAUGUAUGUAGUAAAAAAAAAAAUCUCAAUGGUCUUCAUCUGCAGAAUGUAUGAAGUCCUUCCAUCAUUAACAAUGACCAUGAUGUAAAACUUACAACUGCAGGUAAAAUGCACUGUGAGAUAUACAGUUGCAUCACAUAUAUCAUAUAUUAGAAGCUUAUGGGAAUGGAUGCAUAAUAAAUGAUUGGGUGUCUCGCUUAAUGAACAUCUUAAUGGAGAUGUUUGCUUGCUUAACCUAGCAAAUAUCUGGUAACAAAGCAGAUUUUUCCUUGGAUGUUUUUUCCAAAGAAAAAUCAGCUUUGUUAACAUGUUUGCUUGAUUUGAAGAGGUAUGAAGACAAGUGGCUAGAUUAAAGGAUUAAAUGUGUUGUGUGUGAUCCCAACUGAAACAAGGGAAAGGGUUCAGUCUAUGCAUGGGUCUCACUCUUCCUGACCUCUGAAAGCACAAACCAUGUACAAGCUAGUCUUUUUAGAUGUAGAGAAGCUACAUAACUGAACACUUAUCUAAGGGCUUUAGUUUGAAGAUGUGAUUCCUUCUGCCUUCCCUAUGACAGAGUAUGGUGGAUGUAGAGCAUGAUUGUUACAAGUUCUUGUAGUAAUGAUUGCUACUUACUGACCCGAUUCUUUUGCACAUUGAUGGGAGGGGAGUUCCUCUGUUUAUUUCCUAGAGUUACCCCCAAAUUCUGGCACAGGGCCCUAUCAACAUCUUGCAGCUGUAUAUGCCCAGCCUGUCAGGAAGCUACAGGAGCCAUGAUUGCUACUUACUGACCCGAUUCUUUUGCACAUUGAUGGGAGGGGAGUUCCUCUGUUUAUUUCCUAGAGUUACCCCCAAAUUCUGACACAGGGCCCUAUCAACAUCUUGCAGCUGUAUAUGCCCAGCCUGUCAGGAAGCUACAGGAGCCAUUCUUCCAUUUCCCAUGAAACUCUAUAGGUUUGUAAGACAGAAUUCUCACCUUAUGAGCAAGUCUUAAAAAUCCAUGUAGGGGUUAGUGCAAUCAGUGCAUCUCUUGUGGUGUAUUGUAAGCAUUACUUAAGGUUCUUUGCAGUGUUCCCUUGGCCCAUAGCUGCAACCCCUUUCAUUUCUGUUACUGUUCCUUUGUUCAUACUCAUUCUUCCAUCUUGCUGUUUGCCCUUUAUGAAUAGUUGUUGCAUAGUGCAACUGCACAGUUUUCCUCCUGUUAAAUCUUUUAGAAUUUCUUUACCCUCAGUUUCCAUUUCGGCGAGGAAUGACCUCAUAGGUCCCUGUGCUUGGCCCAAAUUUUAUAUCCCAUUCCAUCGAUUCUGUUAUAAACAAUAAAGGUUUGUACACAUUUUUUGGCAUACAUUUCAAUUUUUUAAAUGAAUGCAUUUUCCUUAGUACAAAUCUGAAGUCUUUUAUCAUAAUCCCAUUUAUAAGCAUCCUCACAGUUGUUCCUAUAACCAAAGGAAAGAGUGAAGGCAAGCAAUCAGUAGAAUGGGAUACUACCACCCCCACCCCCUAUGCCACCUUUAACUAUAUGUCUUGUUAACAAGUUUCAUUGGCCAAUGCAGUUUGUAAAAGACAUCAUGUUUGUACAUCUAGGAAAAUAAAAUUUAUUUAAGAAAUUGUGAUGUCAUUUAUUGGAUGUUUUUGUACCAUG